Messenger RNA from Amoebophrya sp. A25, 861 nucleotides. Lineage: Eukaryota; Dinophyceae; Syndiniales; Amoebophryaceae. The record is from the annotation of a GenBank genome assembly.
AUGCAAGAAACCACAGUUAUGAAGAAUACUUUUCCGGUAGCACCUACUAACUUACUCCAAGAACCUACAGAUUUAUUUUUGAUGAAGGUCGUGCUCGUGGGUGAAGCUGAAGGUUGUUUAGAGAGGAGGUACUAGAGCAGUAGAACCUCUACGUAGAGUCUACAUGCUUGCUCGUCUUACUCACGCUCUUUAUUUGGUACAGCUCUGACUCAGUCACAGUCACUGUCCUCGUCCUCUAAUGAACUCGGAAAAGUUGACGGACAGGACGUGACCUUUCAAACGUUGACAGACAAAGUGAAGGCGCUUGCGGAAACUUGUAAAAAGAAAACUGCUGACUUGGAAGCUGUAGCGAAAGCCGCUUCAGCCGACGCAGAUUUUUUUGAGCAGCUUGUGGGAGGCGCUCCUGAUAAAAAUAACGAGGAGAAGAUGAAGGAGUACACUGUUAAGGCUAAUUCUUGUGGAUAUCGGUGAUGCUUGGGGCGGAGUCUUCGUUCUUGUGGAUCGCUAACGAUAUACUUAAUUGUUCACUCACCGUUGUAGUUGUACUCUUCGAUGUAGCAAUUUGGCAACCUUAAAACGUUAUUUAAUAUUUUAGCAAAACGUUAAAAGUUGAUUUUUUAAAAUCGCCGACUAGAUUCCUAAGAAGUCAAUUUUUAACGUUUUGCUAAAAUAACGUUUUAAGACUGCCAUAAGCAAGACUACCUGACAGCACUCAUGACGCCAUGCCGUGGCGCUUGCUUCUACUAAGAGCAACAAAAUGUAAAUGACAGCGACCAAAUGAAAGAGGAGCAUGAAGAUGCUUUUCUAGAGGACGUUGAAUUUCUAGAGUCCUCUUCUUCUAACAUAGGAGACGAUUCUGCC